Phytophthora nicotianae INRA-310 is the source of this 2036-nucleotide messenger RNA. RefSeq lists its product as hypothetical. Lineage: Eukaryota; Oomycota; Peronosporomycetes; Peronosporales; Peronosporaceae. The transcript has 3 exons. The record is from RefSeq and is a predicted model, not a curated record. The coding region runs from base 806 to 1738 and encodes 310 amino acids.
GAGCAUUGAAAAUCCAUGGAGGACUAAAACGGCUGGAAAAGCAAAAAUCUUCAAAGAUGACGGAUACAAAUAACAGGUUCUCCUAUUAUCACCCAAAAGUACCAGCCUCGUGGCGAUUUGUGUCCGACUCUUUCCAACUGUUUGACGUCUUACAAAUUUCAAGUUUAACGUCAUCAAUCGCCCAUCCUAUGCGCACCGAAAAGAUCAGCGUGCUGCCACAGGUGGCAUCUUUUGCAUGGCGUGCAGUCGUAAGGCUCCCGUCUGAAUGGAUUCGUGCUGCUGUCGUGCCUGUCGAAUCCGUGGGCAGACAGCGAGGUCCGCCCACAUUGACAAACGCUAGCUGCCUCCUGCAUCGACCAGCAUCGUACAAGCCUCCCUAGCGUUCAGUAUGCAGAUCCAGGCCUCCGUCGCGGCGCUCUCCUUGGCGCUGGUGGCGUUCACUGCCGAGGCCUCCGUGCCUGUGACCGUCUACAACCAGUGUAGUGAGAACGUCGAUCUGUAUGACAACUCGGCUGUCGAGACCAUCGCACCCGGCGGCACCACUAGCCGCACGCUGGCUGAGGGUUUCAGCGGAAUGUUCCGCAACGGCGUCAGCUCCCAGGCCACUCGUACGUCGCGGUACUUUUAGUUUCGGUUUGUUAGUAUCUAACGUUUGUGCUGUAAUGCAGUGGCCGAGUUCGCCGUGACUGGCGGCUUCUUGUGGUAUGAUAUCAGUAUCAUCCCCACGGGCACCGUUGGUCCUGGCUACUGUGGGUCAUUGGAGGAGUGCAAGGCCGUCACGGGUGGCACGGGAUACAACACUCCUAUGCAGAUCGCCCCGUCAGGAUGCCAAACUGUCACUUGUCUUCAGGACGGAUGUGCGGACGCGUACCAAUAUCCCAAGGAUGACACCAAGACCCAUGCGUGCUCCGACACGACCUCCGUCGUGCUGACUUUCUGCCCUGGUGGCAGCGGAGGCUCGACACCCUCGACCUACGACUCCACGCAGCAGCAGCAACAACAGCAGCAACAGCAGGAGAUGACGCCAGCCCCCACCACUGCGGCUCCGACGACUGCACCACCCACCCAACCCCCUACCCAGGCUCCUACGACCCAACCUCCUACUGAGGCCCCCACCACUCAGCCUCCUACGCAACCCCCUACCGAGGCUCCUACUACCCAGCCACCAACUGAGGCCCCUACGCAGCCCCCUACCGAGGCCCCUACGCAGCCCCCUACCGAGGCCCCUACGCAGCCCCCUACCGAGGCCCCCACUCAGGCCCCGACAGAAGCUCCGACGCCGACGCCUACAGAGACACCGACCGCUACCACUGUUACACCGGAGCCCACAACAGAGACUCCUAGCACCCCGGAAGUGCAAUACGCGUCGUCGAACUCCACGUCCAACGAUGAGGAGCAGGAGGCUGCAACGGUGGCGCCUUCGAAGGUGACCAAGACGGGUACGACCACUGCUGCCACUCCGGCCCCGGUGGCUCAGGUUAUCUCGGCGCCGUCAACGUCGACGUCUUCGAAGUCCAGCAACGAUAACACUGAGACCGCGAACACGCAGGCUAGCGCUGACAACGGCACUGACUCAGGCACUUACAUUGCUACGGGUCUGGGUGGCUGUGCUGUGAUUGCUGCUGUCGCUGUGGUGGCUGUUGCUCGUAAGAAAAAGAAAGAACUGGACGCCACGGAAGGCAAAGACUAUAGUCAGGAGGAACUCAUGACCCCCGUGACUCAGAUCAACGUGCUGUAAGUCGUGCCGUUUCACUCGACUGAGGUCUUGUACACCCCAGCCGUACUACCGUAGUGAGUUUAUACCUCAGCAUUCCUCUCGGGUGCUCGCUCGGCUAAGCAGUUUUGACAAAGGUAUCAAGUGUUGAUAUGAGCGACGUCGAGUCAGAAUUCGCUCACUGUGGAAUCGUGUACAUGUAUUUGAAUCUGAACCAGAUCCGCUUAUUUGAACGUCGUUUGAUCUUGUUUUUUAUGUGGAAAGUGUUGAUAGCAGAAUUUUAUCUUGCGGUAGUGUACUACAUGUACAGUAGAGUGAGGAG